Molecule: messenger RNA, 9962 nt
Organism: Toxotes jaculatrix (banded archerfish)
Lineage: Eukaryota; Metazoa; Chordata; Actinopteri; Toxotidae
Gene: mgaa
Product: MAX dimerization protein MGA a
Exons: 28
Coding region: 448-9711 (3087 amino acids)
Biological process (GO): positive regulation of DNA-templated transcription; regulation of transcription by RNA polymerase II; cell fate specification
Cellular component (GO): nucleus
Molecular function (GO): DNA-binding transcription factor activity, RNA polymerase II-specific; protein dimerization activity; RNA polymerase II cis-regulatory region sequence-specific DNA binding
Source: RefSeq, a predicted model, not a curated record
CCACAGCAGCACGCGGGCUGUCCCUCUCUCUGUAAUGGCGACUGUCCUCGUGGUCCAGUAAACAGUCCAACGGCUAUAGGAAGAUUCACAGAGGACGCCGUCCCGCCGUCCGGCAGCUCGUUCCCCGGUUAACGAACGGCAGGUCCUCCGGUGUCCGUGCUCAGAGGCGCAAGCACGACUUUUGAAACAGGUGGCGGCAGAAAGAUGGCGCCCGAGACUGCGCAGUAAGGACGAUGACGUGAUAGUGAAGGACACCGCGUGCUGUUUUUUCCUCUCAGUUUGAAAAGGCCCACGGUGUCGGCGGCGAGGCUCGUGCGACGGGAAAACUCGGAUUCAUGUCACGCCGCUGAAAAUACUCCACGUGCUUGAAGGGUGCUGUCUUGAAACCAUUGUACAGAUGUAUGAAAGGUGGGAUCCUCCAGUCCUUCAGAUGUCUGGGACCUGUUCAUGGCUUCUAAGAAAGAGAAAGCAAUGGUGUUCCAUCACGAAGGGGAACCCACCCCUGUAGCAGCACCUGCGCCCAAUCAUCCACCUCCAUGUUUUGCUGUCCCUAAACCAGGGAAGGCAAGUGAAAGCGGGAUGGAACGAAACACCCAUGCAACCAGUGAAGAGGCAGAUAUGAUGGGUAAACCCAACAUAUACUCAUCAAAGAAAGCCACCAUGACCUCUGGUGGACUUUCUGCUAUGAAACAUUCCACCAGUUCAAACCCUCAUUCAGACAACCUGUCUCCUGAUAGUAUUUGCAAAGGCAUCAGAGUAACGCUGGACAACAACAGCAUGUGGAACGAGUUCUUCAGAUGCAAAACAGAGAUGAUUCUGACUAAGCAAGGCAGCAGGAUGUUCCCCUACUGUCGCUUUCGCAUCUCGGGCUUGCAGCCAUUUAGAAAGUACUCGCUGAUCAUGGAUAUUUAUCCUUUAGACAACAGUUGUUACAAGUGGACUGGCAAGAGCUGGCAAGUUGCUGGAAAAGCAGAGUGUCAUGAAAAGAGUCAACCUUUUGCUCAUCCAGAAUCCCCAUCUAUGGGUCAACACUGGAUGCAGAAUCCAGUGUCUUUUUAUAAAAUGAAGCUCACAAACAACAUUUCAGACGAAGAAGGGAACACUAUCCUGCAUCCGAUGCACCGCUACUUGCCACGACUGCACGUAGUCCAAACUGACAAGGCUGCCAAAGACAUUAAGCUAAAUGGUCCUGGUGUUGUCACAUUUACUUUCCCCCAGACUGAGUUUAUGGCUGUCACUGCUUACCAGAACUCACGGUUUGUUAAGCUCAAAGUUGACUACAACCCUUUUGCCAAAGGACUGAAGGAGGACGGGUCCAGUUCAUGGGGCUUGAAGCUGAAAUUGAAAGACUCGCACAAAGAUGGAGGCACGACAACCAACGAUCAGCAUCCUGUGAAGAAGAGCUUGAAGUCUUUGCUUGCAAACCACAAACCUAGAAGCUCAAAAGCAGUGGAUUCAAAAUCUUUAGCAUCAGGUGACCUUCAGAAAAAUUCCACAGCAGACAAAGAUCAGUCAACUGCCAAGGUUCCCUGGGAAACUUCGUGCAGUUCACUUCCAGCUCAGAAGUUGUUCUCUGAACUUAUUCGGGAAGCUCAUGUUUCACUGCAGCGAUGUAACCUGGAGCAGCUGGGUAUCAAUAGCAAUACCUCUCAUAGAACUGAGCUAGCAAACACUAAAACCACAGCUUUGAAAAGCAACAGAGAAGAUGUUCCCAAGAAGGACAGCUUAUCUGUCAAAACAGACAGUGAAACAUCACCUGCAAAGAAUGACACUGUUUUAACAAAGAGGAAAAUUAAGGAGGACAAGCACCUUUUGAAUUCACUGAACUUCAAGGACAAUGUUGUGGCAGAUGAUUCUGAGGUCAGUAAUGUUGUUGCUUCUCCUGUAGUGUCCCAGAACUCCCCAGUGGAGUCAGAGCACCAGUCUAAACCCGAAGCGCCAUCAGAGGUGAAUGUAAGGCAGCAUAAACGGCCGGCUCCUGUACCUCUGCCAGCCCUUGCUCUCUUUUUGAAGCAACAUUCGACAAAAUCUAGAAAGGCCAAGAACAAGCCAAGCUCUCUGCCCCCAGCACUCCCUUCUGAAUCUCUGUCUAAAUCACAGAGUUCUGCUCGAGCUCCUGCGUGUCUGCCUUCCGAUAAUGCAGGCAAAGCAACCGGUCCCCUGAAAGAUCUCACUGGUGAUGUCACAAAAUCCGACAACCAGGCCUCCGGACAUACUUGUGCAGAUUUUCAAGCAGUUGAAACAACCCUUCAGCCUCCCAGUCCAUCAUGCCAAAAUGCUGUUGCCACUACAGAGCCAGAGGGACAAAGAACUGAUGAUCGGUUGAUCUCCCUUUCAGUUGCUGAAAGCCCAAGCUCAGAACUGGCAGUGCCAGAUGGUACUCCAGUCUUACCCUACUUAGAUCAGCCAUUUAGUACCCCUGGGACAUCGACAUCCACCAUUUCUUCAACUCUUGCUACCUCUUCUGCAUUUCCUGUUUUGUCACCACCCCUUGACACAGUGUUAACUGCCAUGAACUCACCACAAAAACCAACCUUCACUGAGCCUUCCACACUACCGUCAGGUUCCCCCACUAUAAAGUGUGAUUCAUUGCUCUCUGACCCAGAGUGUUCUUUUGGCUUUGAGCCUUUGUCACCUGCAAGCUCUCCAGAACCUUUACCUCCUCUGCCUGCCUCAUUAGCUUUAGAACUCAACUCCACUACUUCUGAACCAACUCCAAAAACAGUACCUCCCGAGGAGCCACAACAAGCUGAAGAUUUUGCUGCAUCUGUGUUUAAAUGGCAUACAGUGUUACCUCCACCUGAGCCGUACAUAGACACUUCAUUCACUACAUUUCAGCUCACAUCACAGACACUUCCUUUAGGGUCUGUCAAAUCACCUUUGCUAUCUUCCUCCACUCCCUCCCACUCUGAACCACAGACUCUUGACACCUCCACAUCCACGCCUCCCCCUGAUGGUACUCCAUCAUUUCAAGAGAACGAACAGUCGCUACCCUUUCCAGCAGAACUGUCCCCCCUUGCACUCCAGUUGCCGCUGUCUCCAACUUUUUCUUCAUUAGAUGGAGACGGGUUGUCACCCACGCCUUCAAUCACAGACCUCGUGCACUUUUUCUCCACUGAUGAUGACCUUGGGAUGGGAGUGGAGUUUUCAAACACAGAGGCAGUGGUUCUUACCUGCCCACCUCUUACUACAGCGGAGGCAAGUGCAAGUGGGCCCUUUCACCAAGUGCAACCAACCCCAGCCAACAAACCCCCCAAGCGCAAGAAGAAAUCCCGGCGGCGGAAGCUUGCCAAGAUGGAUAGUGAUCAGAAGAUUGAUCAUUCCAAUUACACUAGCAUGCAGCCUAACCUCGAGGAAGUGGAGGAGCAAUUAUUUAUCUCGUUCACGUCCAAGGAGGCCCUCAAGCUUCACAUCGCAGACACAUCUGAAGGAACUGUCACACAAUCUCAGACAACACCUGAAGGUCACCUGCUACAAUCUGCUGACACACCUGAGAACGCAGAGAGUCUGGAGCAGAGAAUCUCUGCCUGCGAGAAGAUUCUCCUGAGAGACCUGAAGCUGAUGAAGCACAAACAGGUCAUUCACCCUGUGCUGCAGCAAGUGGGUUUGAAGAUGAACCUGCUGGAUCCGACUCUAGCCAUAGACCUGCAGUACCUAGGAGUCUGUCUGCCCAUCCCCCCUCCUGGAUUUCCUCCAGAGCUGCUGAGCCAGAAGCUGCCUCUGUCUCAAGGUGUUUCUACAGCGUUUGUGUCCAGAACAGGAAAAACCACAGACGUGACUCAGAUUAAAGGUUGGAGAGAGAAAUUCUCUCCAUCAGAGGCUCCAUCUGCUCCUUCAUCAUCCAAACCUGAAGCUGGUCCCAGUACAGAUCUGCCAAAGAAGAACCUGUCAGCGUUCUGCAGCGACAUGUUGGAUGAGUAUCUGGAGAACGAAGGGAAGCUGAUUGACGAGCGAGCCGCCAGCUUCUCUCAGCCUCUGGUGGAGCCAGUGAUGUACGAGCUCCCCACCAGGAGCACCAGCUACGUCCGGACCCUGAGCAGCGUCCUGAAGAAACAUACUGCCAGCUCCCCCACCCCUGACCUCAUAUCAGGAUUCAUUCCCCCCUCCAAGAGACCCAAACUCUCCCUCAAAGGGACAAAAAUGUCCAGGACAGGAGAGAGGAAACAGAAAGGUCCAAAACAGACCAAACUCAGACCAGAACCUGAACCAAGUCCAGCUGAACCAAACCUGAUCCCUAAACAGCCUGGAAUCCACAGCCCAGCUGCACCACCCCCAUCAGACCACACAGAACCUUUCACUGAACCUCACAAGUCCAAGAAAAACCAGUUGAAGGUCCGAUUCAGCCACACAGAGCCAUUAACUCGCUCCCCUCAGACCUCCCCCUUUAAGAAGAGGAGGAAACUUAAACCCAAGACCUCAUCUCAGACUCUUAGCCCCUCCAGGUCCAUGGCCCCCCUGCUGGACGUCUCAGAGGACCUGGCUCCUCUGGAGUCAGACUCUGAGCUCGGGACCGGUGCUGAUGUGGGUGGUGAAACCCAGAGGGACAGCGGACCAGUGAUGACUCGAGCUCUGCUCAGACAGAAAGACCUAGAGGAUGGGGUGGUGUGGGAGGGCCGACCCAGGACCAGCAUCACAGAGGAGAGGGCCGUCAUCGCCCUGACGUCCCUCUUCACACUAAUGGGUUUUGUCAGUGAGAACCCCACCGCUCCCAUCCAGCUGAUCCGGAGACGAGCCCCCCCCUGUCUGAAUGAGUUUUGCAGGCUGGGCUGUGUCUGCUCCAGUCUGUCCCACUGCUCCAGGAUCAGCCACUGCGGCCGGCCUCACUGCAUGUUUGGCUGUAGCUGCCUAAAACAGAAGGUGGUCCUCCUCAAGAACCUGGACGGCUCCGACUCCAGCCCCUCCCACCAUGAAAGCACAAAGCGGAGGAGGAGGAGGAGGAGGAUGAAGAUGGCUUACAUUCUGAAGGAGGCGGAAAGCGUUUCCCAGCCUAGUGAGCAAGUCCGAAUUCUGUGGAAGAAGGACGAUAGAGACUCACAUCCAGAUCCAGAUCCAGACCCAGUCCAUGUCCCUGAACCAGCCUGCCUGCUCCGCUCCACUGAGAGCAGAGAGAAUAAGAGCAGCUGUGCCAGGGUCAGAGGUUACAGAGGAAAGAAGAAGAACCCCAAACAGAAGGAGACGAUUAAACAUGUGAGGUCCAAAGCUGUCCAGCUGAGUCCUUUAAAACAGAGAGACUUGACACUGAAGGAAACAAAGACCAGAACCUCCAGCCCCCCUCCAGCAGAUGAACCAGCUCAGCCAGCGCCUUUCAGCCAGAGUCCUCCCCCAGAGCUGACCCCGAAGCCGUCGAAGCGCUUGAUCAUCUUGGCAGAGUGCAAGUGGGCGAGCGACGCAGACCGAAACCACGUGUUAAAGAAGCUGUGCGAGGCGAUGGCUCAGGACCGCCUGGACGAUCCUUUCUGGAUCAGGAAAUAUCUCAUCAGUCCUGUCAGCCAGACUGUGGAGGACAGCGGCAGCGACCACUGCAUCCAGUACAAAAUCCACAUCUCCAGACCCAGAGUGGAGCGGGAGAAAGCAGCAGCACCACCGAAACCAGCACAACAAGGAAACCAGGGAAAGGAAAAACCACAACAACAGGACCACCUGGGACAGGCGAACGGGGAGGCGGAGCCUCUGAAGGCCUGGCCACGAAAGGUGAUGGAGGUGGAGGAGCCUCUAGAGGACUGGCAGCGGGAGGUGGAGGAAGAGGACAUCCAGGAGGAGGCGGGCUCAACACUUCAUCAAGUGGAUGACGGGAGGGAGAGGAGUGGAGGGAAAAUGAAAAUGAAAGCAACGAAGAAGAAGAAGGUCAUCAUGGCUCUGCCUUUCCUAACAGGAAUCUCCCCUGCCGGAUUCCUCUCAGCCAAUAGGAAACAGCCGGGAGGGACAGACCACCUGGUCCAGGUAAACGGGAAGCUGUAUCCUCUGGCUAAGAUCCAGUUGGGGAAGAUGGGGGCGCUCCACCCAGCGAACCGUCUGGCAGCCUAUCUGACUGGGCGGGUGGGGCCCAGCAGAGACCAACAAGGCUCCUCUUCAUCCUCCUCAUCCUCUUCAAAACCUUGUGAGACCCAGAGUUCGGCACCGACCCCCCAGACCAUCUCGGCUUCCUCUAACCUCACUGCCGCCACCGCCACCACCACUGCUACUCCACCCAGACCAUGGCCGCCAGUCACAAUGCUCACCCUCCAAACCUCCCCCACAGUGCUUCAGCCCGCCGCCCUCAGGGUCGACCAAUCAGCUGCUUCCUGUGAGCUGCCUGCAGGUGAAGCACCUCAGGGGGUGGGGACCCGGGUUGUCACAGUGAGGGUGUACCCAAGUCCUGCAGGGGGAGGCGGUCAGGUCAGAGCGGCACCGGCAGCUUGUGGUAGCUCCGCCCCCUCAACAGCCUCGCAGGUGAGCAGCUCUGUGAUUGGUGGAGCCAAUCUGUGUCUGGGCUCAGCGCCUACUGAAGCCUCUCACAUGUGGAUUCAGUUCCCGGGUCCUCACAUGAAGGUUCCUGUAUCGGGUGUGGCUUCACGCCUCCCGCCACCACGUUCUAACAGUCAGGGGAUGGUCCUGCAGCCAGUUCGCACGGCGUCAGGAGUCCAGUAUUACCGCAGACCAGAUGGUAAACUGGUGCAGCUGGUUCCCAUCAGCCAGCUGAGACCAGUCAAACCAAACCUGCCUGUUGGGAGAGCGCUCCCCCCUUCUUCACUUCGGACUCCGGCCGUCGCUGUCGUUAAUCAAACACCAUCGCAGACCUCAGUAACUACACCUUCCUGCUCCUCCUCUUCCUCACUGUCCAGCCUCCGGUCCCUCUCUGUGCCGCCCGUCCCCGUCCCCCUCUGCCCCAGCUCUGGUUUCCUUUCUCAGAAGGAUACGUGCACCUUUAAAAUCCUCCCCACCAAGUCCAACAAGGAGCCGAUCAUCAUCACCUGUCCUAAACCCCCCCCCCAAAAACCUAUCAAGGUGGUGACGGCUCCGGGCUGCUUCACCCUCCUCCAGCCUCCCCCCAACCCCCCUGCCAUCCCGGUGAACCUCGUCUCCCUCAGACCCUCCACAGGUCAGGGGGCUGAGCUGGGGGUCAAAAAGGUGGCAGUGUCUGGCGUCCCAGGUGGUCCCACCAAGGUCUUAGUCCCUCAGAAACCUGCUUCUUCUCAAACCUCCACCACCUCUCAGACCCAUGCAGAAAAGACUCACAGAGCCCCACCCCCACCUGCUCCUUCAGGGUCAGAGGUCACACCUGUACCCCCUCCAAACCCCCGUGCUCAGCCUGAGCUGGCUUGCGACCUGGUGGACGUGGACAUCAUUUGCGUGGACCACAAGAUGGGGCUUGUUACCACCGAGACGCAGUCCGUGGAGGUGGUGGACCCGACGGGGUCGUCGAGCGGAGAGACGGAAAACUCGUCAGACUUUGGAGACGAGUUGUACAGUGAAGAAGAGAAGGAGACGAUCACAGCAAACCAUCGACACAUUCAUAAUGUGCUGGAGAGGCAGCGUCGACUGAGGAUGCUGCAGCUGUUCAACGGUCUGAGGAGGGAGGUGGGACUGAGCGAGAAGAGGACGUCAAAGAUCUUCACCCUUAAGAAGGCGGUGCAGAUGAUCCAGGAGCUGAGGACGACUGAAACUGAGCUGAAGAAGAAGAAGAGGAGGCUGAUGAAGAGGAGGGACCAGUACCUGUCCACCAUCGCUCCAACAACAGAUAAGAGCCCACAGGUGAUGAGCGGAGAGUCUGUCACCAAUCAGAGGCAAGGGACGGGGAGAACACAGAGAGCAGAUCUGAUGGACGUGGACCUGUUAGACCGGACGGACGAGCUGAUGGACGACUCGUCUGACGAGGACAGGGUCUACGCAGAGGCCGGCGUUGCUGCUGAGGAAGGGGAGGGUCAGAGUGUCGCCGUGGAGACGGCGGAGGAGAACAGAGCACUGAGCGUGGAUCAGAGGAGGCUGGAGAGGAAGAUGAAGAACUCAGAGAACAGUUUGAGCGUGAAGACGACGGGUGGAGCUCAGAACAUCGCUGCUGCCUUCAGGGCUCUCAGUUCAGUCUUGAACACCAAAAACUCUUCAAAGAGACUUCUGUUAGAACAGGCUCGUCAGCAGAUCCACACUCUGCAGACGGAGGUGCAGAGACUGAAGAGUGUGAAGACACUUCUGAAGCAGCAGAGAGACGCCUACGUCACAGAGAUCUCCCACGUAUCAGGUAAAAGUAGGCAGAGAAUUCUGAGGAAGCUGCAGCACCUCUCGUCCAAACAGAUGAAGAUGGAGAAACAGGAGAGACGCCCAACAGCCAAUCAGCUGUCAGCAGCAGCAGGGGGUGGGGCCUCUGAUCUUCCAGCGGGACGCACGGCCGAUGGCGCCAUCAUAACCACAUCGUCCAACCUGCAGCAGCAGACUCCACCGGUUCCUCCCACUCCAGUUUCUCCCCUGCUCACCAUCACACAUGUCCAAACACCUGUCCAUCAGCCUCAAAGGGUCCCUCAGGUGUUGAAGCCCAUCAUGGCUCCUCCUUCUGUAUCCCACAAGGCAGCUGUGGUGAGGGACCGCCCGAGGACAAUCCCAAACAUCCUGUCUCGCAGUAAAAAUCCAGCUCCGUCGUCUCCUCUGCUCACCACGACUGUGGAAGGUGAAGCUCCCCCCUUUCAGGCUCUGGCACCAGUUGAGGUUCUGUCUCUGGUCGGUGCACCGUUGCCAGGACACCUGGUCCGGACCCUGAGUCCACUGAUGGUGGGACCCACGGUUUGCCAGACGUCUCCUGCGCCAGGCAUGGCCCCGGUCACCCUCAACGUCCCCGGUUUGACCAAGCAGCAGAUCCAUCCCACCUCACUGCCCCGCCCCCCAACCGGUAAGAUCUACAGCAGCUCCGCCCCCCUCACCAUCACUGACUUAACAGCUGCAAACUUCAGCAACCUGCUGGACCUGGUUCGACCAGCAACUACACAGGAACUACAGCAACCACAGGCAGCAACUGCACAGCAACUACAAAUACAACCACGGCAGGUUCCAGCUGCUCAGCCCGCCCCCCCUCCCCACCAGGCGGUCUCUGCUGGAUCUGACCUUUCCUCAGACCGGAUCAAUGAGCAGGACCGGGCUCUGUCCCUGACUGACAGCAGCCCUGAGGCCUUGUCAUCAUCUCCACCCUCCAACCAGAGCCCGUCGUCCUCCGUGCGUCCAGGUCUGAGCGCCGAUGGUCACGUUGAGGUCGGAGUGGGGGGGCCUCUGGUUCCGGAACGGCAGCUCCAGACCAGAGGAGAUGGUGAGAGUGAGAGUCUGACAUCCCUCCUCAACGAGCUCGUCUUCCUCAACCAGCAGACUGUCUCCACGGCGACAAAAGCAAGGGUCUCUGAGGGGGACGAUGCAGUGGGUGGAGCCACAGAGCAGGCUCGAGCCAGCAGCCCCUGGCUCCUGCAGCUGGACUCGGACUCUGACGACGCCGUUACCAUGGAGAUGGGGAAGGAGCACACGGAGAGCGGACCUGAGACAGGACAGGCCAACGGGAGCACAGAGGGUUGCGUCCUGGCCCCGCCUCCUCUGCUGCAAAUGAAGGUGGGCGGGGCUAAGGGGGCAGACCCGGCCAGUAGGGACGUAGCAGCAGAAGGAGGGGGAGACGGGGGACAGGGGAGGGUGGAGGGGGGCACGGCCUGGAGGCCGAUGCCGAGGCUGGUUCCUCUGGGACUGAGAGGAAACCCGUCCAGCUGACAUCACACCACCUGACUGAUGAUGUCACUGCAGGUUCAGGAUCUCAUUGGUCGUCGGACAGAGAGCGCUCUCUGACCGUUUCCUCUGAACAACGCAUCAGAAGGAUGAAAUUUGAGUUUCAUCAUUUGAGGAGUGUGUGUGUGUGGUUGUGCGUGUGUGGUUGUGUGUGUCUGUGUGUGUGUGUGUGUGUGUGUGUGUGUGUGUGUGUGUGUGUGUGUGUGUGUGUGUGUGUGGUUGUGCGUGUGUGGUUG